GCGCGGGAAAGUUUGGGGGGCGGCGGCGCCGCGGCCGGGAGGCUGGCGGGCGGGCCGGAGCGGCGCGCCCGGGGGCCGGCCGGCUUUGUGUACGGCGCGGAGGCCGGUGGCGCGGAGGCCGAGGCCGAGGCCCGGAGCUCGCGGGCCGCGCGGCGAGGCCGGCCCGGGGGCGGGCAGGGCGGCGGGGGGCGGCGGCGGCCCCGCGAGGGGCGGCUCGGUUGCGGCGGCGGCGGCGGCGGCGGCCGGUGCGGGUCGGGGGUGGGGGCUCGGGCCGGGCGCCCCCCCCCGCGCGCCCCCAGCGCCCCCGCCCCCCCGGCCUGAGCGGGGCGGGCGGAGGAGGGAGCGGCGGCGGCGGCGGCAGCGGCGGCGGCGGCGGCGGCGGCAUUGUGCGCGCACCAGCAGCCCGGCCCGGGAGGAGCAGGACGCGCCGGGGCCGCCUCCUCCCGCACGGACCCAUGAACCAGCCGGGCGGCGCGGCGGCUCCGCAGGCUGACGGAGCCAGUGCAGCUGGAAGGAAAAGCACGGCGAGCAGGGAGCGCUUGAAGCGCAGCCAGAAGAGCACCAAGGUGGAGGGGCCCGAGCCCGCGCCGGCCGAGGCCUCCCUGAGUGCCGAGCAGGGAACGAUGACGGAGGUGAAGGUGAAGACAGAGCUACCUGAUGACUACAUCCAGGAGGUGAUCUGGCAGGGGGAGGCCAAGGAGGAGAAGAAGGUGGUCAGCAAGGACGGGCCAGGCGACGUGCCCGCCGAGAUCUGCGUGGUGAUCGGUGGCGUUCGUAACCAGCAGACCCUCGGAUCCUAUGAGUGUGGAAUCUGUGGCAAGAAGUACAAAUAUUAUAACUGUUUCCAGACCCACGUACGGGCACACCGAGACACUGAAGCCACCUCAGGGGAGGGAGCCUCCCAAGGCAACAAUUUCAGGUACACAUGUGACAUCUGUGGGAAGAAGUACAAAUACUACAGCUGCUUCCAAGAGCACCGGGACCUGCACGCGGUGGAUGUAUUUAGUGUGGAAGGGGCCCCUGAGAAUCGGACAGACCCCUUCGACCAAGGUGUCGUGGCCACUGACGAAGUGAAGGAGGAACCCCCGGAACCGUUCCAGAAAAUCGGGCCAAUGAACAAUAUUACAUCAGAAAUUUUUAAGAAGAAAGAAGUUAGGCAGUGCCCAAAGAGAGAAACUGGCAAUUACACCUGUGAAUUCUGCGGAAAGCAGUACAAGUACUACACGCCCUACCAGGAGCACGUGGCCUUACACGCCCCCAUCAGUACCGCCCCUGGGUGGGAGCCACCGGACGAUCCAGACACGGGCUCUGAGUGUUCACAUCCGGAGGUCUCCCCGUCUCCACGCUUCGUGGCAGCGAAGACCCAGACGAACCAGUCGGGGAAAAAAGCUCCGGCCUCCGUGGUCCGAUGCGCCACCCUCUUACACCGCACCCCUCCAGCCACCCAAACCCAGACGUUCCGCACUCCAAAUUCGGGAUCUCCGGCAAGCAAGGCAACUGCAGCAGAAAGCGCUUUCAGUCGGAGAGUAGAAGGCAAAGCACAAAACCACUUCGAAGAGACAAAUAGCAGUUCCCAAAACUCCAGCGAAACUGCAAGUCCCCUGAUUUCCAAUCCUUUCCCUCUCCUACAGAAGCCCUACACCUGUGGCGCCUGUGGGAUCCAGUUCCAGUUCUACAACAACCUGCUGGAGCACAUGCAGUCCCAUGCAGCAGACAACGAGAACAACAUCGCCUCCAACCAGUCCCGAUCGCCACCUGCUGUUGUGGAAGAGAAGUGGAAACCGCAGGCCCAGAGGAACAGCGCCAACAACACCAUGACCGGCGGUUUAACACCCAACAGCGUGAUCCCCGAGAAGGAGCGGCAGAAUAUCGCAGAGCGGCUGCUGAGGGUCAUGUGCGCUGACCUGGGCGCACUGAGCGUGGUGAGUGGGAAGGAGUUCUUGAAACUGGCCCAGACUCUGGUGGACAGUGGUGCCCGCUACGGGGCCUUCUCGGUCACGGAGAUCCUGGGCAACUUCAACACACUGGCGCUGAAGCACCUGCCCCGCAUGUACAACCAGGUGAAGGUGAAGGUGACGUGUGCCUUGGGCAGCAACGCCUGCCUGGGCAUCGGUGUCACCUGCCACUCGCAGAGCGUCGGCCCCGACUCCUGUUACAUCCUCACAGCCUACCAGGCCGAGGGCAACCACAUCAAGAGCUACGUGCUGGGCGUGAAGGGCGCGGACAUUCGCGACAGCGGCGACCUGGUGCACCACUGGGUGCAGAACGUGCUGUCGGAGUUCGUGAUGUCCGAGAUCAGGACAGUGUACGUGACCGACUGCCGGGUGAGCGCGUCCGCUUUCUCCAAGGCCGGCAUGUGCCUUCGCUGCUCAGCCUGUGCCUUGAACUCGGUGGUGCAGAGCGUGCUGAGCAAGCGGACGCUGCAGGCCCGCAGCAUGCACGAGGUCAUCGAGCUGCUCAACGUGUGCGAGGACCUGGCGGGCUCCACGGGCCUGGCCAAGGAGACCUUCGGGUCCCUCGAGGAGACCUCGCCGCCGCCCUGCUGGAACUCGGUCACGGACUCGCUGCUGCUGGUACACGAGCGCUACGAGCAGAUCUGCGAGUUCUACAGCCGCGCCAAGAAGAUGAACCUCAUCCAGAGCCUCAACAAGCACCUGCUCAGCAACCUGGCGGCCAUCCUGACGCCGGUGAAGCAGGCGGUCAUCGAGCUGAGCAACGAGAGCCAGCCCACCCUGCAGCUCGUGCUGCCCACCUACGUCAGGCUGGAGAAGCUGUUCACGGCCAAGGCCAAUGACGCGGGCACCGUCAGCAAGCUGUGUCACCUCUUCCUGGAGGCCCUCAAGGAGAACUUCAAAGUGCACCCGGCGCACAAGGUGGCCAUGAUCCUGGACCCGCAGCAGAAGCUGCGGCCCGUCCCGCCCUACCAGCACGAGGAGAUCAUCGGCAAGGUGUGCGAGCUCAUCAACGAGGUGAAGGAGUCCUGGGCCGAGGAGGCCGACUUCGAGCCCUCCGCCAAGAAGCCCCGCUCCACCGCGGGCGAGAACCCUGCAGCUCAGGAAGACGAUCGGCUUGGGAAAAAUGAAGUGUACGAUUACCUGCAGGAGCCCCUCUUCCAGGCCACCCCUGAUCUCUUCCAGUACUGGUCGUGCGUUACCCAAAAGCACACGAAACUCGCCAAGCUGGCCUUCUGGCUGCUCGCGGUCCCGGCCGUGGGGGCCAGGAGCGGGUGUGUAAAUAUGUGUGAGCAAGCGCUUCUAAUCAAAAGGAGGCGACUGCUCAGUCCGGAAGAUAUGAACAAACUCAUGUUUCUGAAAUCCAACAUGCUUUAAGACUUGACUUCGGAACAAAAAGAAAUAAGAAAGAAAAGAAAAGAAAAAGAGAAGAGAAACAUUAGGAAAACACACACACACACACACACACACACACACACACACAACACUGUCGCAAACAAAGAAAAGGAAUUUAAGUUCUAAACACUGUGGACCUCAUUAUAAAUGCCCCCUGGAAACUUAAGUGCUUUUUCAGUGUGUGUGUGCAUGUGUGUGCACACCCGCACACGUGUGGACGUGUCCCAGCACGUGCACCCUGGGUGUGGGGCGUGGGGGCCCCGUGCUCGUCUGCGCAGCCACGGCAGCUCUGUGCACGCAUGCACACACACACAGCCCUGGUGCAUGUGCACGUGCCUGCUCGCGGGCGCGUGUGCAUUAAACUGGGUGUGUCAGGAAAGCUGAGUGGGAAAGAGGGAAGACGCUUCACCUCCUUUUCUCAGUGAGGGGGCUUUAAAGACUCCGUUUUCAGGUGUGCAGAUUGGUAGAAAGCUGAUGUCGUAAAACGUUCAGGCAGCUGAGAUCUGAAGUGACUUGACGCUCUCUGUCCUUGACCCCGUGGUCCCCACCCAUCCCUCCCGACCCUCCCCUCCCCCCUCCACGCCCUCCUGACCCUCAUGCACCCACCCCUCCCCGGCUGCUCUGCCAUGGAUUCUCCAGACUGCAUCAGAUGGACAGUUUCUGCACUGGACUUUGUUCUCGUUCACCUUCAGGGCAUUGAGCUGUUGCCUUCGAGAUACCCUUGGGUGUCACAGGGCAGCCGCCUUAGAAACACAUCUAUCUAUCUCCCCAAAUCAGGAAAGGAGACUUUAAGAAUAUAAAGCUGACUUUUUGCUUUUUAAUAUAA
Messenger RNA from Neofelis nebulosa (Clouded leopard), 4173 nucleotides. RefSeq names its product zinc finger protein 618 (gene ZNF618). The coding region runs from base 456 to 3329 and encodes 957 amino acids. The record is from RefSeq and is a predicted model, not a curated record. NCBI's taxonomy places the organism in Eukaryota, Metazoa, Chordata, Mammalia, Carnivora, Felidae. The transcript is spliced from 16 exons.